UUGAAGAGUUUCUUCACUUUUAAAAACAAUGUCUAAAAAAGAAAAACAAAUGUUACACAAUAAUAUUUUUUUUUACCUACAAUUUUAGCUAUACUAGGCCUAAUCAACAAAAUUAUGGUAAUCUUACUGAAUCACAACGAAAAAAUGUCUUUAUAAAAUAGUCGUCUACGGCUAGCACUAAUUUUAUACAUAACCGGUCACACAAUAAAACAGUGAGAAAGCUUGACCGUCCCUAAUCAAGCAGAUACACUCGGCAGCGUCUGACGUGCCAAUCAAACAAAUAAAUUCAGCAUAGUGAUAAACAUAUACAAUGUUAUAGCUUACUGCUUCGAGCAGACGUUUCCGAGUUUAUGUUGUUUUCUCUGGGAAUACCGAACCUCAAUUACACUAAUAAAAUCUAAAGCCUUAAAGUAAACAGUGGUUGACAAAACAUUUGAGAGAUCCCCCGCUGUGUAUAUAUAGUAGUUUGAGUGUAAUAAAUUCAUUUGGUGUUGAGUAGUGAAUAUGAGUGGGAAGGAGAAGUAUAGUGUGAGCUGUUGUAGCAGUGGCAGUGAAGAUGAGAAGUAUGAGAUGGUGCCGCCGGAGGGGGGGUGGGGGUAUCUCGUGUGCAUCGGCCUGUCUGUUAUUUUUAUCGCCGGCACGGCACACCAGCCUGUGUUCGGGUUCAUCUACAACGAGUUUCUGGACGAUGUUGGCGCCGGCACUGGGGCCGUGACCGUCGUAUACGGAGUUUUCCAAGUCACUUUAGCCAUUGCAGGAUUUUCGGCGAACAUCGCUCUAAAAAGGUUAUCAUUAAGACAAGUGGGUCUUAUCGGAGCAUUUAUAUACACACUAGCGUCCUUCUUGGCCAUUUUCGUCACGUCAACGACCCAAUUAAUCAUAACUAACGGCUUCCUCCAAGGCUUAGGAAUGGGUCUCCUCAUUCCAAUUUCAUACACAAGCUUCAACAGUUACUUUACAAAGAAAAAGGUGCUCUAUUUAAGUCUGUGUAAGGCUUCUAUUGGGAUGAUCACGAUGAUGUAUCCACUGUUCAUUAAGUUUACUAUUACUGAGUUCGGGUUCAGAGGGACGUUGGCUGUAUUGUGCGCAAUUUCGGCGCAUAGCAUAUUUGGGGCCGUUGUGAUGCACCCGGUCGAGUGGCAUAUGGUGAAACAGAUGAAGCCGUGCGAGAAAAUAGUUCUAAUACCUCCAACCCCCGCCGUUGAAAAAGAGUCCCAAUUAGAAUUCAUUAAAGACGGCCAAACUCUAUCACCUCAAUUGCAAACAAAUGCGGCAAAAUCCGUAGAAAACCUUUACAUCCACGCUCAGAUCGCUAGAAAAUCUUCCGAUUUUCUCUUUGUACCGAAAUUAACCGACUCAAGGAGAUUAAGCAUUCCAGUGGUCCUAAUACCCGAGGACGGGAAGACAGAUAGCAGAUUCAACUCAUCAGACAACGUGUAUAUUGAGAACUUGUACAAAGCCGCUUCGGUGUCGAGUUUGGGCAAUUUUGGAGGUAUCGCGGCGGAGCCAAUGCCGAUCAUAAAGAACAAAGACGGAAAAUGGCAAACUGUCGCGGAGUUCUUAGAUUUGACGCUCUUGAAGGACUGGAUAUUCGACAACAUCGCUUUCGGGAUGUCGCUGGCUUUUUUCGCUGACCUCACGUUCUUCACUUUGGAGCCGAUGUUUUUGGGCAAAAACGGCUUAAGUCGGGGCGAGAUAGCAACCAUCAUAGCGGUAGGCGGCGCCACUGAUAUGUCAGCGAGGUUACUGCUUGGUGUCACCGGACAUUUCUUCACUUUGAACAGCCGUUACAUGUAUUACUCUGGAGCCCUCUUCACCGCGAUAUUCCGGAUAGUUCUCACGCAAUGCACCACCUACCUCCCGCUUCUGAUCCUGACCGGCAUUUUGGGCUCCUUACGGUCUCUGCUGCAUAUAGCGCAACCUAUUGUCAUGGCUGAGCAUGUGCCUAUUGAGCGGUAUCCAUCGGCGUAUGGACUGUACAUGUUGAUCACUGGAGCCUUGAGUUUGAGCGUCGGACCUUUGAUAGGUUUCGUCCGUGAUUACACUGACAGCUACGAGAUAGCGUUCUACAUGCUCACAGUCUGCAACUUGUGCUGCGUGGUCCCGUGGACUAUUGAGGCCAUCAUCAGAUUCUCCAGCCGAAAAACCACUCAUCUGGAAACGUGAUGGAUACAAAAUGCUUGCUGUGAAAGAAACUUUAGAAGAGCAAACAGUACGACUUGAAAGUAUAUAGUGUAGCUAAAUUAUGGUUAUAGCUCAUAAAAUUGCUUGAUAUGGCAAUCGGCAGGUCGCGAAAUUCCAAAACCAGUGGCGUAGGCGUAGGUAAAACGGCCCUUCGCCCAUGACUCCGAGCUGAAGCCUUCACGAGGCACACUUUUUUUAUAACCUUGGACAAAGCAAAGGCCUCGCAGAAGCAUCUUCGCCAACUCUUCUCGUCAUCGCUAGGUUAGUUCACGCGUCACUGCCGAAGACAUUAUGGCAUUUGGUAUGCUAUAUGCGACCAUAGACAAAAAAAUACCUGCCCUGUACGUACGGUUCUAGAAAAGAUGAACAGGCUACAGCGAAGGGUCCUAGGAAAGACGGACAGAAUCUUAAGUUUCGAAGGCGUAAGAAUGGUUGAUGGUAGUAAUUAGAUAAACAGAUAGUGUAAUUAUAUGACUGUUAAGCCUGUUGAAAAUUAAAAUUAUAAUUAUUAUGAUUCAGGUAUUCAAAUUGAAGCCCAGUAAAAAUGAAUGCCAGUCGCUAAGUCCUUAUAUUGUACCAAAGAAUAGAUAAAAGAAAUGACAAGAAACUAAGGCCAUCGAAUUGUAAUGCGAAUCGGAAAUUAUCAGUAUAAAUGACAUUUUAGUAUUUACAGUCAAAUUAUUCACGAUCAAACUGCAAAAGAAAUGAGACGAUGAUUGAUUUCCUUUCAAAAACCAUGUUUUAGUGAAUCUUCUGUACUAUUAUCUAUUCUGUGUGUAUGUACGGUAGUUUAGUUAUACUUUGAUUAGAUGAAACGCGGUACGCAACAUCCCCGAUGGUAUCUUAAGUGUUAAGUCGCUCCUUGACCCACCGUUCUAUCAGCGAUAAGCCGAGAAUCCGAAGAUUAUCGGCGGGUUAUCAUAACUUGCACGGAAAUAACUUUUCCUGGAGCGAGCAGGAAAAUUGGAUGAAACAUGUGGAAUUGAAGGCAUGUUAGUAAAUACGCCAAGUUGACCUAGUUAGCUGUUUACGUAUACAUUUACAAAAUAGUUUAUCGCUAUUUAUGUAGGCGUGUAUAAGGAUUGUUAUGAAAGUGAAGGAAGCGAUAGAGGUAUGUCAGGAUCGUAAGCAACUAGAAAUCCAUGGUCUCUGCCUACCCCUCCGAGAAAUAGGCGUUGUAUCUUCAUAUAUUUUGUUCAAAUUACCCAGCAGAUGAACACAUCUUCAUAUUUUUUGUUCAAAUUACCUAGCAGAUGAACAGGUGCCAAUUUAUUGAUAAAACAUUGGAAAGAGAAUAUAAAAUCAAUGUGUUAUUAUAUAUAGGAAUUGCUACAAUAUAACUAAUCCUACUAAUUAGUAAGUAGAUUUUCCUAUAUUUGUCCCACCAUGAUUCCGACUUACCUAUGGAUUAUGUUGAAGACUCUUACCUGUAAAUAAAAGUUAAAUAAUAAUUAUAAAAUUACUCACAGAUUAAUUGGUAAGUAGCAAUAUCAUUACUAUUUUAAUUUAUUUAUUUUCUAAAGCAAAUAACACACUGGCAGCAAGAUCUACAUGUAGUACCCGAUUUGACUCCACAGGGUGGAUCCGAUCCACUGGAUCGUGAUGUCAGUUGUGUUAAUACUCUAAUAUUAAUAUAUACUAUCAAUUUUCACCGCAAUAUAAAAAUAAUACUCGUAAUUUAGAUCAGUGCACUGGUGACCAGGUGAUACUUUUACUUGUGAGGCUUUUUCAAAUGUUCAUUAAGUGUCUAGUUCGUACAUGUAGGUAAUUAUGACUAUUCUUUUAUAGGUAUAUAUGCUAUGAAAACUAGACUUUAUAUUUGUUGUAAAUAAUGUAAAUUAAUUAGCUUAAUAUAAAAUUACGAUCUCUUAAAAUGUAAAACCUUGAAUUUUAAAUAAAUGUUUACUGUUUUGUUAA
Messenger RNA from Cydia pomonella (codling moth), 4101 nucleotides. RefSeq names its product monocarboxylate transporter 9-like. The transcript is spliced from 8 exons. Gene Ontology annotation, biological process: monocarboxylic acid transport; transmembrane transport. Bases 505 to 2166 code for a protein of 553 amino acids. Lineage: Eukaryota; Metazoa; Arthropoda; Insecta; Lepidoptera; Tortricidae. The record is from RefSeq and is a predicted model, not a curated record. Gene Ontology annotation, molecular function: monocarboxylic acid transmembrane transporter activity.